AUGACUUCGUUGGAUCAAGAAGUUCACGAGAAAUGGAUGAGGAAUGCUCUGGAACUUGCUAACGAAGCCUACAAAGAUGGAGAGGUUCCAGUGGGUUGCGUGUUUGUUCACUCGGGUCAGGUCGUCGGCCGAGGUAAAAACAGAACCAACGCAACAAAAAACGCCACAAAACACGCCGAAGUAGUAGCGAUCGACGAGGUGCGUGAUUGGUGCCGAAAAAUGAACAAACCAUUUGAAGAAGUUUUUAAAGACAGCUCCUGCUACGUAACUGUUGAGCCUUGCAUCAUGUGUGCGGCCGCUCUGAGAAUCAUAAAGUGUACGAAGAUUUACUUCGGAUGUCGGAACGAACGAUUCGGAGGUUGUGGUUCGGUGCUCAGCACCGCUACCGACGAUCUGCCAUCUCUGGGAGAUAGUUUAACGAUCCAUGAAGGAUUCCUUGGGGAAGAAGCCGUCAGCUUACUGAAAUUAUUCUAUAAAGGUGAAAAUCCUAAUGCUCCUAACCCAAAAAAGAAAGAAAAUCGAUCAUGA
Messenger RNA from Helobdella robusta, 528 nucleotides. RefSeq lists its product as hypothetical. Gene Ontology annotation, molecular function: tRNA-specific adenosine-34 deaminase activity; zinc ion binding. The transcript is spliced from 2 exons. Gene Ontology annotation, cellular component: cytoplasm; nucleus. The record is from RefSeq and is a predicted model, not a curated record. Gene Ontology annotation, biological process: tRNA wobble adenosine to inosine editing. Bases 1 to 528 code for a protein of 175 amino acids. NCBI's taxonomy places the organism in Eukaryota, Metazoa, Annelida, Clitellata, Rhynchobdellida, Glossiphoniidae.